ACGUUACAGACACAACAUCUCUUCUUCUUCUCAUCUUUCUAACUCCGCCGCCUCAUCUUCUGAUCUCCGACAGCUCUGCUCUGAUCCCUUGUAAACGUUAUUGCCUUCGAGAUGAUGAUGAUGACCUCGCUCAGUGGUGGUGGAGGCGGUGGCGGUGGCGGCGGAGGGAGGUUUAUGCCGUAUUCGUCGUCUCUCGCGGUUCCUCCUUCUGUUCCUCAGUCGCCUAACUACUCCGGUGGGAUCCGAUCACAGUCUUCUGUAUUCGUUGAGCAGGAGAACUAUCUUUCAGAGUUACUUGCAGAGCGUCGUAAUCUUACUCCAUUCUUGCCUGUGCUUCCACAUGUAUGUCGCCUACUGAACCAGGAGAUUUUGCGUGUAACCACACUGUUGGAGAAUGCCACAGUUUUAAGUCAGAGUGGGCUUGACCACACUAACCCUGGAGGGAUAUAUCAGAAUGCAAGAGCUGACAUGAGCGGAUGGACCUCACAGUUUCCAUCAGAAAGAUCUGUUCCAUCGUCUCCCGGACCAAACUGGCAUAACUCACCUGGUAGUCCGUCUGGUCUGAUCGCCAAGCGAACAAUCAGGAUCGAUAUUCCAGUUGACGAUUAUCCAAAUUUCAACUUCGUUGGUCGCCUCCUGGGACCUAGAGGAAACUCCCUGAAGAGAGUUGAAGCAAGUACUGGUUGCCGUUUUCUUAUAAGAGGAAGAGGCAGUAUCAAAGAUCAAUAUAAGGAGGAAAUGAUGAGAGGAAAGCCUGGAUUUGAGCACUUGAGUGAGCCACUUCAUAUCUUAGUCGAAGCUGAGUUACCGAUUGAAAUAGUCGAUGCACGUCUCAUGCAAGCUCGUGAAGUACUAGAUGAACUCCUUACUCCUAUGGAGGAAACACAUGAUUUUUACAAGAAACAGCAGCUGAGAGAGCUAGCAUUGCUCAAUGGAGCUCUUCGUGAAGAAGGAUCUCCAAUGUCCGGUUCUGUUUCUCCUUACAAUAGCCUCGGUAUGAAGAGAGCCAAAACAAGAGAAGUGUAGACAACAAAUGCCUCAAAACACAGUUUUGUUGUUGUGAUCUGUCCCACAUCUCAAGGAAUAUGAAACCGAUCCCAGUUCGACGCAGAAAGGCCAAACCUCUAUCCUCUUCUCCGGGAAUAGAGUUGCUGUAUAUAUGAUUAUGAAUGUGUUUUUUUUUUGUCUAUUUUAUCAUUGACCUGGAGAGAGAUCAGAUGACAACGUUUCAAGGAACAUAAGGCAUGAUGAGUCUCUCUCUCUCUCUCUCCGAGUCUCUGGGCUUUGUUUUUUAAGUUUAUUUUGAUGUUUUUUGCCAACUUAUUUUGUUGUUUUUACUCUAUAUAUGAGAAGUUUAGUUCCAGUUUCCAUGGGAAUUUU
Molecule: messenger RNA, 1380 nt
Organism: Brassica rapa (field mustard)
Lineage: Eukaryota; Viridiplantae; Streptophyta; Magnoliopsida; Brassicales; Brassicaceae
Product: KH domain-containing protein At5g56140
Biological process (GO): regulation of mRNA splicing, via spliceosome
Cellular component (GO): nucleus
Molecular function (GO): mRNA binding
Source: RefSeq, a predicted model, not a curated record